Molecule: messenger RNA, 1101 nt
Organism: Fonsecaea pedrosoi CBS 271.37
Lineage: Eukaryota; Fungi; Ascomycota; Eurotiomycetes; Chaetothyriales; Herpotrichiellaceae
Exons: 3
Coding region: 1-1101 (366 amino acids)
Biological process (GO): regulation of DNA-templated transcription
Molecular function (GO): DNA-binding transcription factor activity; iron ion binding; heme binding
Source: RefSeq, a predicted model, not a curated record
AUGGCUCCUUCUACGUUCUUCCUCAGCGAAGUGGCCUUUACACUAAAAUAUGGUCCUAUUGUUCGAAUUGGUCCCAAUCAACUGUCGUACAACUCGGGGGCUGCAUGGAAGGAAAUUUAUUUUGGCACCGGUACCCACGAGUACCUGAAGGACUUGCACCGAGGAUUUGGCAUUCCGCAAGACCCAAACCCUAAGGAAUGGCCCAUGACAGUCUCAGAUACACCCAGGCACCGACGGAUCAGACAAGCCCUCUUGCCUGCGUUCUCGGAGCGCGCACGGCGUGAUCAGUCUCCUCUACUCAACUCAUACCUUGACAUUCUCAGCUUGAAACUUCGAGAGCGCGCCGGGAAGGCACCUGAGGAUAUCAUCACCUGGGUCAACCGCUUCACCGUCGAUGCACUGGGUCAUUUCUGUUUCGGACAGUCGUUCAACGCGCUGCAGGAUUCAAAGACCCCAGCCUUGGUCAAUGUUCUGAAAGACUCUGCCGCAUACAUUCCAGUAUCCCAAUUUGCCCAGCAGUAUCGUUUACAGAAAUUGCUGGCCGUUUUUACUCCUGCUGGUGCCGUCAACACAAUGGAGGCGUUCAAUCAGCAUGAGGACGUACUUACUUCUACUGCUGUCGGACCUUGCACUGCGUCUCUUGGAAUUCAACAUGAGUCCGGGUCAAUAGAUUUGACAGCCGUGGAGAAAAGGCGCCAGCGAGAUCGACGCGCUCAACAAAAGUUGCGCGAGAGACGAGAUCUUCACGUCAAGGAGCUGGAAGAACAGGUUGCGCAAUGCAAAGAGCAUCAUCAUGGCGGUGGUCAGAGCUCUAUCGUGGCGCAAAAAGAGGAAAUAAAGGCUCUCAAGCACGAAAACACCACAUUGCGGGCAAGGUGCGAGAAUCCGUCUGCCUUUGCACGAACGGUGCGGCAGAAUUUGUCACAAGUCACGGGCGGAUCUUUGCCAGAGGGCGGGGAUUCGUCUGUGGAUGGAAUGAACGCGACCCUCGAGGAUCUAGGACAUGACGCCGACCCGUUGGCCCGCGUCACAAGUGUGCCAUCAAGUACUACAGCCCCAACCAUGGUGCACGAAUUGACGGGGCCUGCCUUUGCUUCGUAG